Messenger RNA from Megalopta genalis, 2535 nucleotides. RefSeq names its product glutathione S-transferase, C-terminal domain containing (gene Gstcd). The record is from RefSeq and is a predicted model, not a curated record. Gene Ontology annotation, cellular component: cytoplasm. NCBI's taxonomy places the organism in Eukaryota, Metazoa, Arthropoda, Insecta, Hymenoptera, Halictidae.
CCAGCGUGUAGAACGCGACCAGCCGAAGCCGGUGGAAUUAUCUCUUUUUUAUCUUCUCGUCGAUACGUUUAUGGUUUCGUAGGCAGCCGAAACGAAAAGAUGGACGAAGUCUAUUUAGAGAUCUAUUCGGUGACGGAAGUCUGCUUGGCACCCAUAGAAACCGUAGUGACUUUGUUCACCGUAAAGUACUGCGACUCCAAGAUAGGCAUCAAACUGGUUCCCAGCGAACGAAAACCUUUGGAACGAGCGUACACCACCGACGUGUCCUCUUUCGAUUACAAAGUCGUGGACACGAACAAGAUUCCUAGCUACGCGAGUUCCUGCGAGCUACCGACCAUCGUACUGAACAAGACGAGUUGCAUCGCCGGUCUUUGCGCGAUUCUGCGCCAAAUAGUCAAGGACGCGAUCGCGGCGUAUCCCGAGCACCGCUGCCGAAAGCUGUUGGGAUUGAAGAACUCGUGUCUGACCGCCUGUUCCGAGGCCAGCGUCUGGACAAAGUUCUGCGAGGUCGACCUGAUACUGACCUUGAAGUUUUUGCAGACCGACGACGCGAUACGCGACCAACUGCCCUCCAGCAUGGCGAGGUUCGAGUGUCACAUGCUGCAGCCGGUCAGACUGCACAACUUGUACAAGUACACGAUGUCGAAGAAGUUCGCCGGCGACGGUCGUCUGCCCGAGCACACGUACGCCGAGGGUUCCUACGUCACCCUGGCCGACAUCAUCAUAUUCGUUUGCAUGCACAUCCUGCUGACCGUAUUUUCGGGCGACUCGACCCUCCGAUUGCUUCCGCUGACCGCCAGAUGGUACGAAAAGAUGACGGAGGAUCGGGCCAUCGUCGAUUGUACGGAACGUCUGCUGGUGGCGAAAGACCGCGCUACGAACGACAUCGAUUACACUCUUCCCCGAGUAGCGAACCAAAGUUUGUACAAAAGCGACCCGAAAAGGUACAAGCCGAAAAGCCGGAUCUACACCAGGCAAGACGACGUGGAGCAGUCGUUGGAGUUGUUCAGAAGCUUGAACAUAGAGACCAGGCUGGACUCGGAGCCCUUCGCCGCGGAACUGAAUCUGGACUGGUCCUCGGUGCCUUUCGACGCGACGCCGGAAGGCGGCUCCUUGCCUCCCGCGAGGCUCAAGAGGAAACAGGAACAAUUGGAGAACAUGUGCAAGCCCGUCGUGAAACUCGCCAAGCGAGGAGACGCGAUCGUGGACUUUUGUUCGGGCAGCGGUCAUCUGGGCAUCCUUUUGGCGUAUCUGCUGCCUCAUUGCACCGUUAUACUGCUAGAGAAUAAGGAGGAGUCGUUGAACAGAGCCAAGGAGAGAGUCCGGAAGCUGAACCUUUCCAACGUGCGAUUUUAUCAAUGCAAUUUGGACUAUUUCACGGGAGAAUUCGAUAUAGGUCUGUCGUUGCACGCUUGCGGCGUCGCAACCGAUCUGGUUAUAGAACAGUGCGUCAGGAGGAGGGCGAGCUUCGUCUGCUGUCCCUGCUGUUACGGCUCCCUGCACGACUGCCAUCGCUUGACCUACCCGAGGAGCGACGCGUUCAGAAAGGGCAUGCAUCGAGACAAUUACAUGGUGCUCAGUCAUGCCGCGGACCAAACGCACGACGAAAAGAACGCGAAGACCAAGCAGGGUUACGAGUGUAUGGCGAUCGUCGAUACCGACAGGAAGAUCGUAGCGGAACAGUACGGAUACAAGGUGUACUUUUCGAAAUUCAUACCGGAGACCUGCACGCCCAAGAAUCAUAUACUCGUGGGGAUCCCCGGGAAAGAAACGCCGGAGACGGAGCGCGCGAACCGAAUGUACGACAGAUUAUUUUAACGCCCAUUUCUUUUCUCUUUCUUACGAUUCUCGACUUUGAGCAGGCACGAUCUCGCUCGUAUCGUCGAUAACGAUGAAAAACAUCGGAGAACAACGUCCCGUAGACGGUUUACCUCAUCCGAUCCUACACAAUUCUGUUUUCUCCGACAUAUUUUUCUAUCGUCGAUACCGAGCGAGAUAUACUUUAAAGCGUCGGAGGGGAUAUCCUGCGCGGCGCGCAUCGUACAAUUUCCCACGACGGCACGGUGGUUCGAACAGGCAUCGUCGUCCACGUUCGAACCCAAGAUUCGCACGUUCUCGCGUCUCACGAUCGGCAACACGGAGACACGUAGGAUAGAAACGUUGCACCCCCCGCGAGAAGUGUACGCGUCUCGAUUUUUUUUUUAUUAAACUCGCACGAUUUUUAACGUUUUUGUUCUUUUUCGACGACUCGUUGGUUUUUUGUACUCGACAGAAAUCGCAUACUAUUCUUGUUACCGAACGAAUAAAAGGGAGAACUUUACUUACCCGAGCAGCAUCGAAGCCGCGUUCCUUCUUCUUCCGUUUCGCUCCGAUCGUUCCACGGCAACCAGAUUCCUUUACGAUCCAGCGCGACGACGAGAACGUGUUACAUUACAGCGCCAGUUUUCUUAAUAAUUGUACGAAGAGACUUUUCUUUUUAUUGGUAUGUACAAAAAAAGGGAAAAAGAACGAUGAAGUAUACAAAUUAUUAGCGUU